Malassezia globosa CBS 7966 is the source of this 672-nucleotide messenger RNA. RefSeq lists its product as uncharacterized. Gene Ontology annotation, molecular function: AMP kinase activity; ATP binding. The transcript has a single exon. The record is from RefSeq and is a predicted model, not a curated record. The coding region runs from base 1 to 672 and encodes 223 amino acids. Gene Ontology annotation, cellular component: cytoplasm; mitochondrion. Gene Ontology annotation, biological process: nucleobase-containing compound metabolic process. Lineage: Eukaryota; Fungi; Basidiomycota; Malasseziomycetes; Malasseziales; Malasseziaceae.
AUGCUCAUGGUCGGGUGCCCAGGCUCGGGCAAAGGCACUUUGUCCGCUCGUAUUGAGAAGCAUUUUGGUGUGCAUUUCAUUACCGCUGGCGACUUGCUCCGGUGGCACAUCCGGCACGGCACCGAGCUUGGCAAGCAAGCAUCCGAGUCGAUCCGUGCUGGGCGUCUCAUGCCUGACGCAACUAUGAUGCAACUGGUCGCUGAAAAGCUGCACGACAUGCGCGAGACGCACUGGAUCCUCGAUGGUUUUCCGCGCACAGAGGGCCAGGCCCAGCUACUGAGCGAAGAGCUCUACGCCGCGCAUUGUCCUCUGUCUCUUGUGGUGAACCUCAAGGUGCCCGAGUCGGCGAUUUUACAACGGAUUCUCCAGCGCUGGACACACAUGCCUUCGGGACGUGUGUACAAUCUAUCAUUCAACCCGCCAAAGACGCCGGGACUCGACGACCUCACGGGCGAGCCGCUCGAGAAGCGCGAAGACGACAAUCCCGACACGUUUAAAAAGCGCAUCGAUGCCUUCCAUACACAGACGGAGCCGAUGAUCCAGCACUUCCGUGCACUACGGAGCCCAUACGAUGAGUCGCUUCCUCUUCUUGUAGAUAUGGCCGGGAGCACUAGCAACGAGAUCUGGCCCAAGCUCCACCAACUGAUUCGCGAGCGAUUCCCUGAUCUUUAA